CGUAUGUAUGUGAAGCCAGGAGCGAAUGACGUGUUCUGCUCCACGCACGCGACUUGUUCCUGUGGCUUCCCGUCUCUCGCAGGCUCGCUGCUGCAAUAAAAAGGCACCCACGCCCCCCCUCUCAUCUCCCCAGAACACAACAAACCGGUCCAUACGAUCGCUCUGAUCUCCAACUGCCUCACCACCCCCUACAUACAUAAGCACUAGUGUUUCACGCUUCUGCUAACUAUACACACUCCACUAUCCACACUUCACACCUCCACACACAAACAAAAUGGCUGAUCACGACCACGAGCACUACCACUACCACCGCGAGCGCACAGAGGUCAAGGAGACCGAAGAUAUCGACGACGACUUUGAGUGCGACGACGAGGGCUGUGUCAGCUACGGCACGGCUCACUCGCACGCCGGGAAACACGCACACCACGCUCACGCGCACCCGCACGGCAAGAAGUCGCCGGGGAUCAUUGCGGGUGUGAAGAGUUUUCUUUUGGGUCCGGCUGCGGACAAGGAUGAAUUUCUGGUUGAAAAGGAGGUCAAAGUCAUUAGGACUCAUACUUAUGAGAAAGACGGACACCACGUUCACGAUAAAGUCGUUGACGGCGGACACCGGAUACACGACAAGGCAGACCGCAUCGAAGACAAUGUGCGAGAGGGCACUAAAAACCUCAAAAACCAGGCCGAGGAUAGCGCGAAAAGAUUGGGCAGCAAGGCGGAGCGUACCGCGAAGGACUUGAAGCGGAAAGCGGAGAACGCAGAGGCUGAAGUUGAGAAGAAGGCUGAAGGCUUCUUGGGAAGCAUCUGGUCCGGCAUCAACAACGCCAUCGGCGGUGGGCAGAGGAAGAUCCACGAAGUCGAAGGCGAGGCAGAACACAAGUACAAAAAGGCAAAGCACGACGCUUCCAAGACGGCCGAUGAGUACAAGGAUAAAGCUGAACGCGUCAAGGGAGACGUGAAGUACCAAGCCGAGAGAAUCAAGGGUCAAGCCAGUGACAAGUACGACGAAGUGGUGGACGCAGCCGAGCGCGCGAAAGCCGACGCAAAGUACCAGGCUGAAAAGGCAAAGGGCCACGUCAAGGAGCAGUACGGGGAUGUAAAGGAUAAGGCUGGCAAGAAGGUCAACCAGGUGAAGGGCAAGGCCGGAGAGGUCAAGGACAAAGCAAAGUCCGAGAUUGCGGAAGCUGCUGACAGGAUUGGUGCCGAGUACGCCAAGGCCAACAGGGAGGCUGCGAAGAAGUACCAGGAUGCGCGAAAGGGUGUCGCGGAGGGUGUCAACAAAGUCCAGGAGACCGCUGACCAAGCGGCCAAGCGCGCCAAGGCCGCUGUUGACGAAACAGGCCGCCGCGUCAAGGACCAUGCGGACAGGGCCGCUGGCGCUGUUGGCAAAGCGAAAGAGAAUGUUAAGCAACGUGUUGAAGAUGCCGCCGACUACGUACAGGAAGAGAUCGACGAGACCACCGGUGCCAUCAAACGCAAAGCCCACAACGUCAAGCAAGGGGUGAAAGACACCGCCCACAACGCCAAGCAAGGCGUGAAGGACACAGCCCACAAUGUCAAGCAGGGCGUUAAGCACGCCGCCGAUGAUGUCCGCGAUUCCGUCCACCACGGCAUUGACAACGUCAAGACAGGUGCCGGCUCCAUCUUCCACAGGGUCGAGCAGGCCGCCGAGUGCCUUGGUUGCGUCGGUCCCAGGACGCAAGGAUACCACCAGAAGGGUCACCACCUUCACGCACAACCUUGGGGUGGCCACGACCUUGUCAGUCCCUACAACGCCAACCCUGUACCUGUUACUGCGUUCUACACUGCGCUCAGCACACUUUGGUUCUUGUGGCUUGCUAGACGCGUGUGGCGCGCUCGCAACUAUUCCAAAAUCUACCUCGGUGACGGAACCUAUGAGCUCGCCCAUGAAGCAAUGCGCGACGUCGUCGUCUCCGAAACCACCAUCACACCCACCCGCGCCGAAAAGACCACCGCCACGAUGCACGUUGAGGACGACCGCAAGGUCCCGAAGAUCAAGCAGCUUCUCCGCGCCACCGAGGCUCGCCGCGCGUUCACGAAUGUUGUCCCGCUGUACUUGAUCCUCCUCGCCGCUUUGGAAUUGGAGGGCGCGUACAGGCCGUUGCUGCAUUUGCUGAGCGUGCUGUUGUUGGCUGGGAACAUUGCACACACUGAGUACGGCAUUUUCAGCCCCAAAGGCCGCGGACCAGGCCGCGCUAUCGGCUCAGCCCUCACCACGGGCGUCCUUCUCUUCGGAGCCAUCAACGCCAUCUACCUCGCUGUCAGCUGCCAGGGAUGCCCUGUUGCGUGAAGAGAGCUCUCAGUGUGGAAACUGAUUUCGCAUGUCGUUUUUGUGUUUGUACAUAACUGCAGAUUCGGGGAGGGGCAUUUGGCGGGCUGCAGCGUGGAUGAAGCGGAGGAUUUGACAUGGGCACCGGGUGGGGCUUCGCACGCAGCACGCGCGAUUUAUGAUGAGGAUCGGUGGGGAAGUUGGCGCCUACUUAUGCACGGCCUUUGCGUCGUGAUCUUAGUAUCCCCUAGCUUUUUUCUCUUAAUAAGAUGCCUGAUUUCACGAUGUCUGAUGUGUGUUUCGCGGAGAGAAGGGCUCGGCUCAUAUGGAGCCGCAUGAGGAGAGGCUGAGAGCGGGUGCGGCGAGCAAGAGUGCCGAAAAGGCUCUGACCCACA
Fimicolochytrium jonesii is the source of this 2682-nucleotide messenger RNA. RefSeq lists its product as uncharacterized. Gene Ontology annotation, cellular component: membrane. Lineage: Eukaryota; Fungi; Chytridiomycota; Chytridiomycetes; Spizellomycetales; Powellomycetaceae. The record is from RefSeq and is a predicted model, not a curated record. The coding region runs from base 275 to 2308 and encodes 677 amino acids. The transcript is spliced from 5 exons.